CAACCCAACCCCUUCUCCUCCCAUUUUCCAAAGACAAAGAGGAAACCUCCCUGAUUUCAUUUCCCCAUCUCCUCCCUCCCCCAAAACCAAAACCCUAGUUCCCCAACACUCCUCCCCACCCCCCGUGUGAUGGGAUGCCGACCAAACCCUACCCCGAGCCCCUGACCGCCGCCGUCUCCCUCUCCCUCGCCGCCACCUGGAUGUCCGCAUGGACGCUUUCCCGGCCCUGAUCGCCGCCGGGGCCACCGCCGUCUGCUGCCUCGUCUGCGCCAUCUGGGCCUUCCGCCCCCCUUCCCCUAACAAGCACCAAUCCGCUCCGACCCCGACCUGCUGCGCCUGCCGCCACAAGCCCAGCGCCAACGGCGAGAUGGCCAUCGGUGGGGACGAGAUGAACAAGGCGCCAGCGCCUGCUCCGGCGGCCACGGGCGCCUCCAUGAUGGAGCAGCUCGUGCCCGAGAUCACAACCCACGCUCUCAGCUACCUCGACUGCACCAGUCUCUGCCACCUCUCUAUGACCAACUCAGCCAUGCGCCGCGCCGCCAACGACGAUGGGGCUUGGAAGGCGCUCUACCACAAGGAUUUUACAGUCGAGCAGGGUAAUAUAACUCCACCUAAUGGUUGGAAGGCAUACUACGCAGCUACGAAAGCCAUCAUGAAUGUGAAUGCUGAGUUCUAUAAUAUCAUCAGGGAAGGGUCCUUGCCAGCAAUGAGUCACUUCUGGCUUAACGCAGACUAUGUAAAGUGCAUAAAUGCUAGUGGAGAACUUUUUACAGGAUACAACGCAGUGAUGAACAGCUGGGCCUUGUUAUUCAACUGGGGCCAAGAUGGUGGGCAGGGCACUGAUUUUCAGUUACGAGAUGUCAGAGCUCGUGUACUUUCUGAUGUAGCUUGGGUCAACAUGAAGGUGCAUGUUGAUGGUGAACCGGGACCUCUCCAUGCGACCAAUGUAUAUGAGUUCCGUAACGACAGGUGGUAUAUGGUUCAUCACCAUAGCUCGGUCAUGGUGGACCCAGCGCCACAUAAUCUGUUUGGCUGAAUCUGAGAACAACUCAUCGGGGAGAAAACUUCUUGGCAGAUUUCCAUGUUGGGUGCGUGCUUCUUCUGCGGUUUAGACUUUAGACUGGUGUUAGAUACCAAAUGUGUUUGUGGAGAGCUUUCCUGCCCCUAGUUUUCUCCGUUCAUUCAUCCUGAAUCACCUGUUUGUUUAUAUUAUUCCCAUCAGUUUUGUAUAAAUGUGGUGUAGGAGUUCAGAUUGGUCAUUGAAGGGUGUGGUGCCCUGUGACUUGGAGGCUGUGACUGACUUAUAUUGGCCCAAUGAGUAUAAUGUUUAAGCAGUUGUUGUUUAA
Lolium perenne is the source of this 1346-nucleotide messenger RNA. Its product is annotated as F-box protein SKIP8. Gene Ontology annotation, molecular function: protein binding. The record is from RefSeq and is a predicted model, not a curated record. Lineage: Eukaryota; Viridiplantae; Streptophyta; Magnoliopsida; Poales; Poaceae.